GCGUCGAUCCUCGUCUACGUCCACACUACGGACUCGCCUCUCACGCUCGCCUUCAGCCGAGAGCUUCCGAUUUAACCGGGCGACCUGCAUAGCCCACGGGAGCCCACAUCUUUUGUGUACUAUCUGUCCCUCCUGAUCCCGCAUUUGUAUCGCUAUGGCCGCACCCAGCGCCCGACCUGGGAAUCGUCCCAUGAUCCGUGCCCUUCUGAUUGACCUAUCUGGGACGCUGCACAUAGGCUCCAACCCCACCCCUUCUGCGGUGAAAGCCCUACAGCGGUUGCGGGAUGCCGGUAUCCCCUUCAGAUUCUGUAGCAAUACCAGCAAGGAAUCAACAGAUUCUCUAACGGAGCGCCUGCGCUCCAUGUGUUUUGACGUGCGCUCCGACGGUCCUGGACGCGAGCUCUGGACUAGCAUCGGCGCCGUGACGGCCGCCCUGCACAAGUUCGGCCUCAACCGCCCGUAUUACCUGCUCUCUGACUCGGCGCGCAAGGAGGUUGAGGCCGGUCUAGCGCCCCGCGCAGCCGGGGGCUCGGACGCGCACGACGCGGUGGUUAUCGGACUCGAUCCGCCCUCCUUCGACUACGCACACCUCAACGAAGCCUUCCGCCUGCUCACAGGCGAGGCCCGGGGCGUCUCAGGCCCGGGCGCCGCGCCGCGCACACGUGCCCGCCUCAUCGCGACCCACCAAGCCAAGUAUAUCGAGGGAACCGCGCCGCCUGGCCUGUCACUCGGACCGGGCCCUUUUGUUGCGGCGCUCGAGUACGCCAGCGGCGCACAGGCGCACGUAGUGGGCAAACCCUCCGCCGAGUUCUUUCAGAUGGUUAUCGACGACCUGGGGCCUACUGCCUCCGGGGAUGGCGUGAUUGCUGUUGUAGGCGAUGAUGUGGACGCAGAUCUUGGCGGGGGCGCGGUGCAGCUAGGCCUCUGGCGCGUCCUCGUAAAGACAGGGAAGUACCGGAGCGGUGAUGAGCAGAAGGCAGGUACUGUGCCUCCGGAUGAGAUCGCAGACUCGUUUGCCGACUUCGUGGAUGCGCUGUUGGUGCAGCACACGCCCAAGAGCGCGUAGAUCGGCGAAGAUCCCAUUCUCUACGCCAAGUUAAACAUGAAGGGAACCUUCUCCUGUGUAAGUACAUGUUCUCCCGCUCCCAUCGAUCCUUGCGUACGCCUUCAGGUGCGUCUUAACAUCCCCAACGAAGCUGAUUGCCGCUAUGAUGCAGACGAUAAUGUAUUCAAUAAAUUGUGGCCAAUUUACAGGGUCAUUCCCUUGACUUUCCCUCGGACCUUUUCCAAGCGUACUUUGUCAGUUGUGGCAGCCUAGCGUGCAACAGGUCCCGAUACACGACUGUCUGCUUUUCAAGCGAGCUGCUCUCCUGCACGCGCUUUACAUGCGGGCAUGAGAAACUGUCCCACACAUCAACAGUUCCUACCGCAAGGCCGAUCUCAUCGUGUGCAAGGAC
Messenger RNA from Schizophyllum commune H4-8, 1457 nucleotides. RefSeq lists its product as uncharacterized. The coding region runs from base 155 to 1066 and encodes 303 amino acids. The transcript is spliced from 3 exons. NCBI's taxonomy places the organism in Eukaryota, Fungi, Basidiomycota, Agaricomycetes, Agaricales, Schizophyllaceae. The record is from RefSeq and is a predicted model, not a curated record. Gene Ontology annotation, molecular function: phosphatase activity.